AUGCGGAAUGGGAUCAUCUUUGAUACUGAAGACUUCAUGCAGAAUGGAAUCAUCUUUGAUACUGAAGCCUUCAUGCAGAAUGGGAUCAUCUGUGAUACUAAACCCUCCAUGCGGAAUGGGAUCAUCUGUGAUACUAAACCCUCCGUGUGGAAUGGGAUCAUCUGUGACACUGAAGCCUUCAUGCAGAAUGGGAUCAUCUGUGAUACUGAAGCCUCUGUGCAGAAUGGGAUCAUCUGUGAUACUGAAGCCUCUGUGCAGAAUGGGAUCAUCUGUGAUACUGACGCCUCCUUACAGAUUGGGAUCGUCUGUGAUACUAAACCCUCCAUGCGGAAUGGGAUCAUCUGUGAUACUAAACCCUCCGUGCGGAAUGGGAUCAUCUGUGAUACUAUAAAGACUCCGUACAGAAUGGGAUCGUCUGUGAUACUAUAA
This is a messenger RNA of Liolophura sinensis, 429 nucleotides long. RefSeq lists its product as uncharacterized. The record is from RefSeq and is a predicted model, not a curated record. The coding region runs from base 1 to 429 and encodes 142 amino acids. The transcript has a single exon. Lineage: Eukaryota; Metazoa; Mollusca; Polyplacophora; Chitonida; Chitonidae.